Messenger RNA from Sphenostylis stenocarpa, 900 nucleotides. Lineage: Eukaryota; Viridiplantae; Streptophyta; Magnoliopsida; Fabales; Fabaceae. The record is from the annotation of a GenBank genome assembly.
AUGGCAGACUUGCCGGAAGAUUGCCGGCACUCUUCUUACAAGGAUCCCGGAAACGGCAAGGACACGGAUGAUAGUUCAGACACUAUUGCCAAUGGUACAAGUAGCUCUUCAGCCUCAGACGUUCCUGUCAAGGGGUUGUGUAAAGUGACCACGAUGCCAAUAGACAUAUCACAUGGAGAUAAAUUAGAGUCAGGUUCAAGUAAGUUUAGGAUGGAAAGGUCAAAAACAGAGAGGCUGAGACACUUAAGUCCUGAAGAUGCAGCACAAAUUUUUGAUGACAAAAUUCCUGUCCAGGAGAAGCUUAAAUUGUUGAACAGAAUAGCUACUGUAAAAGAUGAUGGAACUGUAGAAUUUGAAGUUCCUGUAGAUGUUGAACCUGAGGCAAUUGUUGCUCAAUCCAAGCAAGUAAAUCAUGUUGUUGAUGAUUCUCUUGAUGCAACAGACUUUCAUUACAUCCCACCAUUGAAUAUAGUAAUACUUAUUGUUGGUACACGAGGAGAUGUGCAACCCUUUAUUGCAAUAGGGAAACGCUUGCAGGAUUAUGGCCAUCGGGUUAGAUUAGCAACCCAUUCAAAUUUUAAGGAGUUUGUUUUGACAGCUGGGUUGGAGUUUUAUCCUUUAGGCGGUGAUCCAAAAGUUCUGGCUGGUUCGUGGGAUUCGGAUAAAUGGAUUGUGGGUCCUAUGCUAUGCUAUGAAGAUAUGGUUAAAAACAAGGGCUUUCUGCCAUCGGGACCUUCUGAGAUACCUAUUCAGCGAAAUCAAAUGAAAGAAAUUAUUAAUUCUCUGCUUCCAGCUUGUAAAGAACCUGAUAUUGAUUCUGGUGUCCCCUUUAAAGCAGAUGCAAUCAUUGCCAAUCCCCCUGCAUAUGGUGAAUAUGAUGAGUUUCUAAAUUAUGAAUAA